UUACAUAUAUAAAAACUCUCUCAAGGAGUUCAAACUCCACACACUUUUGUAUACUCAGAUUAGGGGAAAAAAAAUGAGUGACCAAUCAUCAGAACCAUUAUUAUUAUUAAAGCGAAAAACUGCAUCAACGCUUGAUGAAACAAUAGAAAGGUGCAUUAGUGAAUUUGGAUGGGCACAAUUGUUACAAGCCGUCCUCGUAUCCCUAUCAUGGGUUUUCGAUGCUCAACAAGCGUUCAUAAGUGUCUUCACCGACACUCCUGCCGUUAAUGAAUGGUCGUUACAAGAUGCGAGUUCAAUUCUCAUUGGCCUCCCAGCAUCUUCAUUCUUCAUAGGUUGUCUUAUCGGAGGUUUAGCUCUAUCAACUUUGGCUGACACAAAACUAGGUCGAAAAAACAUGUUGGUUAUAUCAUGUGUUGUCAUGUCAAUUACCGGAGCCAUUACAUCAAUUUCCACAAAUAUUUGGAUUUAUUCUUUUUUGAGGUUUUUGACUGGAUUUGGAAGGGCUACUAUAGGGACUUGUGCACUUGUCUUGUCAACGGAGUUAGUGGGAAGUCAAUGGCGUGGACAAGUUGGUAUAAUUGGUUUUGUUUGUUUCACUAUUGGAUUUCUUUCUUUACCACUUAUUGCCUUUGUGAAUAGAGGGUCUUCAUGGAGAGUGUUGUAUUUGUGGACUUGUAUUCCUACAAUGUUGUACUCAAUUUUGGUGCAUUUCUUUGUUCGUGAAUCACCAAGAUGGUUGUAUGUGAGAGGGAACAAAGAAGAAUUUGUGUUAACUUUGAAAAGUAUUACAACAAGGAGUAGCUUGACUUUGAGUUUCUUUGGCUCCUUCAUCGAAUUCGAAGAUCAAGAACAUAAUAACUCGGAGGAGUCGACAACCAGUCUCUACUCAACUAUCAAGAUGUUGGUAGAAAAAAAAUGGGCUUUCAGACGACUAAUAUCGGUUAUGUUGGUUGGUUUUGGUAUAGGAACGGUAUAUUAUGGUAUGCCUUUAGGGGUUGGAAAUUUACCUUUCAAUCUAUACUUAAGUGUCACACUUAAUGCACUUUCAGAAUUGCCAGCUUCUAUGGUAACAUUCUUCCUAAUUGGCAAGUUAACUAGGAAAAAAUCACUCCUAGGAUUUGCUAUGCUAAGUGGAAUUUGUAGCAUAGGUUGUGUUAUAGUGAAAGAUGAUUAUUUGAAGGAGUUACAAAUGGGGCUUGAACUUGUUUCCUUUUUUAGUGCAUGUACUUCUUUUAAUGUUUUGUUAAUUUACACUGUGGAAUUAUUCCCAACAUGUGUUAGAAAUUCUGCAGUGUCAAUGGUGAGACAAGCAUUGGUUCUUGGUGGUGCAUUUAGUCCAAUGUUAGUGGCAUUUGGGAGAACAAAUAGAUGGCUUUCUUAUGGAGUUUUUGGGAUUUGUAUAGCAAGUUGUGGAUUGUUUGUGUUGUGUUUACCAGAAACUAAAGGCAGGACAUUAAGUGAUACUAUGGAUGAAGAGGAGUACAAGGAAGGUGUAUUUGUCUGCUAACCAAUUAUUGUAAAGUAUGACAUUUUCUUCUUAAUAAUAAAAGAUUAUAGCAUGAUCAGAA
Messenger RNA from Lycium barbarum (goji berry), 1568 nucleotides. Its product is annotated as organic cation/carnitine transporter 3-like. Gene Ontology annotation, cellular component: membrane. Bases 74 to 1507 code for a protein of 477 amino acids. The transcript is spliced from 2 exons. Gene Ontology annotation, molecular function: transmembrane transporter activity. The record is from RefSeq and is a predicted model, not a curated record. Lineage: Eukaryota; Viridiplantae; Streptophyta; Magnoliopsida; Solanales; Solanaceae. Gene Ontology annotation, biological process: transmembrane transport.